Messenger RNA from Magallana angulata, 651 nucleotides. RefSeq lists its product as uncharacterized. The transcript has 4 exons. NCBI's taxonomy places the organism in Eukaryota, Metazoa, Mollusca, Bivalvia, Ostreida, Ostreidae. Gene Ontology annotation, molecular function: carbohydrate binding. Gene Ontology annotation, biological process: cell adhesion. Bases 1 to 504 code for a protein of 167 amino acids. The record is from RefSeq and is a predicted model, not a curated record.
AUGAGUGCAAGGGUUGUUGCUAAACUAGUUUUGAAAUUAAUCUUAUGUCAGAGGCGCCUAACUCAGCCAAUAAAAGUGGAAGAUUCGUACAUUAAAAAAAUAAAAGUCACCUGUCUUCAAAAUCCAUUUAGAAAAAAUUCUUGCAGUUUGGAAAACCUUUCUCUGCUCAAGAUGGAUGUGUUUUAUAUGGAUCUAAAAUUUCUUGUUGUCCUAUUUACCUGCAUCGGUCUUGUUUCCUGCCGCUGUGAGUCGGGAGAAGUGACAGUUUCCAGAUACCCCAAGCCACCAUUUCCCAAACGGGAGAUCAUCAAAUUCAAACAGCCCUUUAUGGAUCGACCCGCGGUGAUGUACGGGAUAAAGAUGAUCGACUCGGCCUACAACAAGAACACCAGGGCCGAUGUUAAACUGUUGUGGGUGCGGCCGGAGGCGUUCUCCAUCCUCAUGAGGUCUGCCUACGAUUCACACCUAUAUGGCCUGGGGGUCUCUUGGAUGGCCUGUCUAUAAUUUGAAUUCAUGAACUGUGCACCUCAUACGUUUUGAUUUUUAUUGAUGCAUCAUGCAUAUUGUAUAAUGCAUUAUACUAAGAUGAGUACUUUGUCAUUUUUAACGCCCUCAUAUUCUGUAUAGUGUAUAAUAAAAAUUAUUUUAACC